AUGGCUCGCGAUAUCAAGCCAAUCAAACUCUGGGGUCAAGGAGGCCCAAAUCCCCCAAAGGUCGCCAUCCUGCUCGAGGAGCUUGACCUACCUUAUGAGACAACCGCAAUCUCAUUCACAGACAUCAAGAAGCCCGACUAUCUUGCCAUAAAUCCUAAUGGUCGUAUUCCAGCAAUCCACGAUCCAAACUUCGAUAUCACAUUGUGGGAAUCCGGAGCCAUCGUCGAGUACUUGACCGAACGCUACGACACCGAUCACCGAUUCAGUUUUCCCGCCGGAACUCCAGAAGCAUAUCACGCCAAGCAGUGGCUCUUCUUCCAGGCCUCUGGCCAGGGCCCGUACUAUGGCCAAGCAUCUUGGUUCAAGAAAUUUCAUCAGGAGAAACUCCCCAGUGCACUUGAGCGCUAUUGCAAAGAGGUCGCUCGAGUCACGGGCGUCCUGGAGGGCUGGUUGGCCCAGCAGAAGGAAAAGUUCGGUGAUGAUACCAAAAGUAGUGAUGGGCCAUGGAUGGUGGGAAACAAGCUGUCUUACGUUGACUUUGCUUUCUUUUCAUGGCAAACAAUUGUUGCAAUGAUUCUGGAGAAAAGUGAGUUUGAUCCGGAUGAUUUCCCUCUUGUCAAGGAGUGGCUAGGUAAAUUGGGAUCCCGACGUGCUGUCAAAUCUGUUCUUGAUGCAACAGUUGCCGCAUCUACCAAGUAA
This is a messenger RNA of Exophiala bonariae, 699 nucleotides long. RefSeq lists its product as uncharacterized. The transcript has a single exon. NCBI's taxonomy places the organism in Eukaryota, Fungi, Ascomycota, Eurotiomycetes, Chaetothyriales, Herpotrichiellaceae. The coding region runs from base 1 to 699 and encodes 232 amino acids. The record is from RefSeq and is a predicted model, not a curated record.